This is a messenger RNA of Hippocampus comes (tiger tail seahorse), 1790 nucleotides long. It is a transcript of the gene agbl4, whose product is annotated as AGBL carboxypeptidase 4. The coding region runs from base 46 to 1560 and encodes 504 amino acids. NCBI's taxonomy places the organism in Eukaryota, Metazoa, Chordata, Actinopteri, Syngnathiformes, Syngnathidae. The transcript is spliced from 13 exons. The record is from RefSeq and is a predicted model, not a curated record. Gene Ontology annotation, molecular function: zinc ion binding; metallocarboxypeptidase activity. Gene Ontology annotation, biological process: proteolysis.
CAAACACGUCUCGCUUUGCAAUGUGUGACAACUGACUGCUAUUUAAUGGGAACCUCCCUCCCUUUGCCGCCUGCUCCGUUGCCUUGGCAACAAAGGGAGCGCGUCUGUGCAAGAAUGGAACGGAAGAUGGAGGAGAACCCCGUGAAAGACGCCGAGACUGGUAACGAAGGUGGAGGCGAGGAGGCCUUGGUGGGCAAUGUCAACAAACUGACAGUGAGCCCACCGGGGUAUUCAGGAUCUCCAAGAAAAGGACAUCUGGUUUUUGACGCUUGCUUCGAGAGUGGGAACCUUGGCCGUGUUGACUAUAUCAGUGAAUUUGAGUUUGACCUCUUUAUCCGGCCCGACACCUGCAAUCCCCGAUUCCGCGUCUGGUUCAACUUCACCGUGGAAAAUGUCCGAGAGACACAGAGGGUCAUUUUCAAUGUGGUCAACUUCUCCAAGACCAAGAGCCUCUACAGAGAUGGCAUGUCUCCUGUUGUGAAGUCCACCAGCAGGCCAAGAUGGCAGAGGCUUCCAGCCAAAAACGUGUACUACUACCGCUGCCCGGACCACCGGCGCAAUUAUGUCAUGUCCUUUGCCUUCUGCUUCGACCGAGAGGACGACGUGUACCAGUUUGCCUACUGCUACCCUUACACCUACUCCAGACUGCAGCACUACCUCGCCAGCCUGGAGCACAGGAACCUUCCUUACCUGCGGAGGGAGCAGCUGGGACUCAGUGUGCAACAACGCCAGCUGGACCUGUUAACCAUCACCAAUUGUGACCAGCUGAGUGGAGGAAGAGAGAAGAAGCUGGUGUUCCUCACAGCUCGCGUUCACCCUGGAGAGUCUCCUGCCUCGUUUGUCUGUCAAGGUUUGAUUGACUUCCUGGUGAGCCAGCACCCUGUAGCUCAGCUCCUCAGAGAUUAUGUGAUCUUUAAAAUCGUCCCCAUGCUGAAUCCCGAUGGAGUGUAUCUGGGCAACUACAGGUCUUCACUGAUGGGCUUUGAUCUCAAUCGCCACUGGCAAGACCCCUCUCCGUGGGCACACCCCACACUUUAUGCUGUCAAGCAACUCAUUGUGCAGAUGAGCCAAGACCCGAGUGUUAGCUUGGAGUUCUACAUCGACGUCCACGCUCACUCCACCAUGCUGAACGGCUUCAUGUACGGCAACGUGUUCGAGGACGAGGAGCGCGUCCAGAGACAGGCCGUCUUCCCCAGACUGCUGUGCCACAAUGCACACGACUUCUCCUUUUCCAACACGUCCUUUAACCGUGACGUGGUGAAGGCCGGCACCGGCAGACGUUUCCUCGGCGGUCUCCUUGACGACACGUCCUACUGCUACACUCUGGAGGUGUCUUUCUACAGCUACAUGACCUCUGGCAGCACGGCUCCCGUGGCCUACACCGAGGAGACAUACAUGAGGCUGGGCAUGAAUGUGGCUCGGACCUUCCUGGAUUACUACAAGCUCAAUAACGUCAUCGCUGACCACAUGCCAAGUCACCUUGAAAGUUCUGAAGUGGCGUCUCAGUCAAACAGCAAAGCAGUAGACAAAGAGGAGAGGAGCCAGCAUGCCAGGCACUAGACUAGAUGGACACAAGCGGCACCAUUGUACCAGGAGGAGCCCUCACUUUUAAUCACUUUCACAAGAUCGUCAUCUGCCUUCCUCCUGACAUACAUGGACUAAAAUGUCACAAUUCACACAAGGUUAUUAUUAUCUGCAAAAUAUGUUCACAUGAUUAGAUGUAAAUGUAUGCUUUUAACAGCUAUUUAAAUGUAUGUAUGUUUUUGAUGUUACGAUAAACACUCUUUACU